Molecule: messenger RNA, 1464 nt
Organism: Penicillium chermesinum
Lineage: Eukaryota; Fungi; Ascomycota; Eurotiomycetes; Eurotiales; Aspergillaceae
Product: fungal specific transcription factor domain-containing protein
Exons: 4
Coding region: 1-1464 (487 amino acids)
Biological process (GO): positive regulation of transcription from RNA polymerase II promoter by galactose
Cellular component (GO): nucleus
Molecular function (GO): DNA-binding transcription factor activity, RNA polymerase II-specific; RNA polymerase II cis-regulatory region sequence-specific DNA binding
Source: RefSeq, a predicted model, not a curated record
AUGCUUGAGAUCGAAAUACCUGACUCAGUGACACCGAUCAAGCAUGAUCUGAGUGACCAAGAGAAAAGAUAUUUUGCCGAGUCUUACUUACAUGCUUCAAGCGGCAUUUUGGACUUGUUCACGGAGAGAGACUACGAGCGGCUGUUGUGCCCCCAAACUGAAUCGCAAUAUCCACGAUCACCCGAUAGUAUAUCUGAUUCUGGAGCGAGUCAGGAUUCAGUAUGCCUGGAUCUGAUUAUUGCGAUUGGUGCACAAUGCCAACCGAAGAGUGACAUGAAUCACUAUAUUUCGAUCUCAUAUUUUCGAAGAGCACAGAAAGCUGCGUUUGCUGGGAUGUUACAGACGCCCACAGUUGACUUGGCUCGUAGCUUUGCACUCAUGGCUUUCUACAUGCUAGGGGCCUGCAGUCGAAAUUCUGCUCUGAUAUUGCAGACAGGCAAAAGUGUUCGCGUCCUAGACCUCAUUUGCAACACUAUACUCGGUCGCCCUGGCAGUACCCCUGUCAUAACAGAUGAGCUGGAGUACCUAGAUGGCGAAAUAUGUCCUAAUUACGCAACUUUAUGCGCCACAUAUGAGGCAGUCGCUGUGCUUCAAUCUGUUGUGAAUGACACCAAAGAGAAGGAAGGGAUACCAAUCAGCAAAGCGGAAGGGUAUUUGGCCCAGCUUCGAGAAUGGAGUUCCAAGCUUCCGCCGCAUUUACGAAGACAAAGCCUUGGAAAUCCCUCCUCACAAUCUAUUGAAACCAGACGGGCUACGGUCGGAAAGAUACAUCUAGCCUGUAUUUAUUAUUACGGUGUGAUUCAAGUCACGCGUCAAUUUCUCAUUGAUCACAUCGUCCCUUCGGUGUGUGGAGGCAUAUUUGAGAGCGCCGAUAAUGGAAGGACAUCGGAGCUAGCCAAGGGGUGCACAGAAGCAGCACUUCUUAUGGCACAGAUCUGCGAUGAUGCCGAGAGCGCAGGAGCUCUGCUCGGGAACAUGUGCAUUUUAAAGGCAUGGUUGUUUUCCGCUGGCCUUGUUCUGGGCUUUUCCCUUCUGCGACCACAUGAUCAGAUGGAAGAGACACGCCAGGCCUUUCAAGGGACAUCACGGAUUCUCGCACGCUUUGGCAUCAACAGUCCACAGGCGGCACAGUAUCAUUCCAUACUCUCCAGCUUCGCAGAAGCCAUCGAUAGACACGAGCGAAAAUCGCGGUCGGAUAGAUCCCGACGGAAGAAUUCUAGUGUUGAAAAGAUACUGUCUUUCGAGGACCCGGAAGAUACUUCGAUGUCUACAGCCCGAACUUAUGCAAGCUCGCCAUGGGGUAGCUCACAAACCAUCAUCGGUAAUUUUCAGGAUGAGGAUCCUCUUUUACAGCUGGACUGGUCCAUUCCAAAUAGCGAGAAUGAAAUUCUACGCAUGUUUCUCGAUCCGUGUCUGGAAAGUUUCAUGAGUCUCCCCGCAACUGGCUUGGAUUGGAAUAUGUAA